GACAAAAAAUUCUCUUGCACAUCAUUUUCCAGAGAUUCGCAAAAUGCUUAAAGAUGGCGAACCUGCAAAGUGUGCAUUCAGCAAUUGCUUGCAUCUUGGUGAACCGGGGUGCCUUGUAAAAGGUGAUUGGGAGAGAUACCCCUACUAUCUUCAAUUGCUUGACGAAAUUAAAAUCAGGGAGGAGUUUCAGUUGAGGACUAUUGGAACUAAACGAGAGGGUGAUGUUAGGUGCAAAGUAGGAGACAAGGGAGUUGUGCAAGCAGAACCACGGCUGGAGCCCAAGAAAUACAGGAGACAAUCUCGUAAAAGUGUGAACCAGUCAUUUCUAGAUGGAUUGGAUGAACUCGAUGAAGAUGACAUGCUGGAGGAUGAUAAUCCUAUUUUAAGAGCAAUGCGGGAAGAAAAUCAAUAGAAAAAAUAAUAAUUUGACACAACUUGGAUAUUUUUAGGAGGCAUGCAUCCAUUACACCUUGAUGCUUCACGGGUUGUAAAUAGUGCUUUUCUGACUUCUUUUGUUAAGCUGAGAGUGGUCCGCGGAUUCCUAAGAUGUUGUAGGUGGCAAAAUGUUCUGGCGGCAUUGUGUCUCAAAUGCGAAAAACACUUCAAAGUUCAAGCAAUGCUGGAAGCUAACACGAGAUAUAGUGCUGUACGUCUAAUAAGGGAGUUUGCAUCACUAUCUUCUCCUUCUAGUCGUUCCCUCUAUCUUUUG
This is a messenger RNA of Nicotiana tabacum (common tobacco), 709 nucleotides long. NCBI's taxonomy places the organism in Eukaryota, Viridiplantae, Streptophyta, Magnoliopsida, Solanales, Solanaceae. The record is from RefSeq and is a predicted model, not a curated record.